CGACAUUUAAUUCCAAGAUUCCGCAAAUUUCUGGCGUGAAAUCUUCAUUACAUUACCCAAAAUGACUGCCGUAGGGAAACGUUUUGUUCCUUUAGAGAAUAACCCUGAGGUUAUGUCUCAUCUGCUAAACCAACUCGGGCUGUCCCCAGCGCUGGGCUUCCACGAUGUGUUCAGCAUUGAGGAUCCAGAUCUGCUAGCAUUCGUCCCUAGACCUGCAUAUGCACUACUCUUGGUCUUUCCGGUGAGCGAAGCCUACGAAAAGUCGCGGGUAGAGGAAGAUGCGCUACAGAAGGAAUACGAUGGCUCUGGCCCUGAUGAGGAAGUGUUAUGGUUCAAGCAGACCAUUGGCAAUGCAUGUGGGCUGAUCGGUCUGCUGCAUGGCGCUUCAAAUGGCGAAGCAAGGUCAUUCAUUGAUCCCUCCUCCGACCUUGCCAAAUUAUUGGAGGAAGCGACUCCAUUGAAGCCGAUUCCUCGCGCAGACCUCUUGUACGAGUCCAAAGCUCUUGAGAGCGCACAUCAAUCUGCUGCUUCUCAGGGUGACACCGAAGCGCCGGCGGCCGAUGAUACUGUCGACUUACACUAUGUCUGCUUUGUCAAGUCGGCGAAUAAUCAUCUCUGGGAGCUUGACGGUAGGCGAAAAGGUCCCCUUGACAGAGGUGAGCUCUCGCCGGAGGAAGACGUACUUAGCGAGAAGGCAUUAAAUGCUGGUGUUCGAGCAUUCCUCAAGCGGGAGAAGGAAGCUGGAGAUGCAGAACUCAGGUUCAGCUUGAUUGCCCUUGGCCCGAGUGGCGAAUAAGGUCUGGGUCUUGAUUAUGAUUGUAGAAUAUUAGUAGAACGCUGGCCAUGCAGAAUAAAUCAUAGGUGUCAUAAAUCACGCAUACCAUUAAUUCAUGGGC
Molecule: messenger RNA, 896 nt
Organism: Xylona heveae TC161
Lineage: Eukaryota; Fungi; Ascomycota; Xylonomycetes; Xylonales; Xylonaceae
Product: cysteine proteinase
Exons: 2
Coding region: 62-796 (244 amino acids)
Biological process (GO): protein deubiquitination; ubiquitin-dependent protein catabolic process
Cellular component (GO): cytoplasm
Molecular function (GO): cysteine-type deubiquitinase activity
Source: RefSeq, a predicted model, not a curated record